This is a messenger RNA of Homarus americanus (American lobster), 2514 nucleotides long. Its product is annotated as pyroglutamyl-peptidase 1-like. Gene Ontology annotation, molecular function: pyroglutamyl-peptidase activity. Lineage: Eukaryota; Metazoa; Arthropoda; Malacostraca; Decapoda; Nephropidae. Gene Ontology annotation, biological process: proteolysis. Gene Ontology annotation, cellular component: cytosol. The record is from RefSeq and is a predicted model, not a curated record.
GUUCCUUUGUGACUUCAUUUACUACUUGUCCUUAAAGCAAGAUAGAUCUCGUUCAGCUUUCAUCCAUGUCCCAACUCUCCGCAAAUUUCUGGCACAAGAUAUUUCUGCUGCCAUUGCUGCUGCCAUCAAGGAAAUGUACAAACAAAUUGUUCAGAAAGAUCAUCAAGGAGGAGAGGAAAAGCUCAAUAGAGUGUCUCCUACAAUUAACAAGUGGGAUGAGAAUGCUGCCAGGGAAAAUGAAGUACUACCAGAUGAGAAAAUAUCUGUAGCUGUCUGACUACUGGAUGCUAUUAUCACUUUCCUCACUCUCGGGGUCUUCACGUGUAAAUGAGACAAUGGCUAACAAUAACAUGCCAGUACAUAUGAGAAUGUACACCUCAAGUGUGUAAAAUGAAUUAAGAGAGGUAGCAAUUACAGACGAUAUCAUCAAAAGAAAAGUAGCCAGCUUCAAUGAAGUCAAAGCCCCUGGAGUGGAUGCAGCACUUAUCAAGGUGAUAAAGGUGGCAAAUGAGAUUUUCACCCCACUAAGACUCUUUCUCAGGAAAUCCUUGGAUCCAAGUAAAGUGCUGAGGAACUGGAAAUUAGCCAAUGUCACCCCAAUAUGCAAGAAGAGUUGAAAAGGUGCAGCAGAAAACUACAGGCUGUUCUGCUUAAUAUUACAUCCAGUACAUGUAAACCUAAGCGAUAUCACAGUCUUAUCAAUGCAUCACAACAUGGUUUCAUGGAAAGAAAAUCCUGUCUAACAAACUUACUCACAUUCCUUGAAACCGUAACAGAUAACUACAUUGUACUGUACAUGGAAUUCUCCAAGGCAUUUGGCAUCACAGCCAAGAUUUUGACAAAAUUAUUAAAAACAAUGGUGGGAUCCUACACAGGCCACCUCUAGUGGGUAGUCAUUAGGUAAAUAAGGUAUGUAAACAAGAGGAUUAUGAUGUGGUGCAGUUUGUAUAAAGCUGUAACAAUCAACACCAUGACAGUCUACACAUUCUUCAUCAUCAUACAUCAUUAUCCUUUGCCAACAUUCACCAGUAUUGUCUUUAGUGAAUAAGAAACACUCACAGAUCAACCAAAGUAACAACAGCCCAGUCCUACUUAUUAAAUAAUGUAAAUCAAAUUUGGUGUAGAAGAUGAAAAACAGGGACAGAUGUUGGUGGGUUAUAUACAAGGGGAAAGUACUGGAAGUAACUGCAACAGUGCAGAACAAGGGGGAACAGCGAGUCAUCCGAGCCCUACAACCUCCCACCCAAAUAAUUAUAAACUUGACCACACCCCCACACAAUGCAAUGAAUAUUGUGAACAAGGCAGCUGCUGAGAAUGAAGGCAGGCCAAAUCCACUACCAAAUUUGGAGCCACUACCUAGGAAUGUUUCCAGCUAAAUAGUCAUAUACUCAUACAGUAUACAAACACUGAUACUUUACUUGACAAGAGAGUAGAGUUUGAAACUACACAAGAUCCAUCAACCUGAUAUAGUAGGUGCUUUGUAAUUGUUGUACAGUAAGGUCUUGUAUUUCGUGAGUAAUAUAGACUGGAAAAUUUGUGCCAAAUGCAAAUACAUAAACUAAUGAGGAAAAUAUCAAUAUAGACUGGCCACUCUACAUCAACCUCUAAUUUUUCCCAUUUAUAACUUCCAAAUGACAAAUUCUGCCUUUAUUGACCUGAUUGUGCCUUCUGGAAAACCAGUAAUCUUUCUAAUCUCACUAGUUUUUAGGCCUUCCUCAAGUAAGUUAAUCAUAUGCUGCUUAUCCUGCAUCGAGUACUUGGCAAACUUAACUCCCUUAUGAUAGUCCCGCUUCUUUUCCUUAUUUGGCUGCUUAGGUGGGUCUGUCCCACCCCCACCAGUAAGACCCCCAGUAGAGGUAGAGGCUAUUUAUCUUGACUCGACAGAUGGUAGCACCACCCUAAAAAGCACACAAUAGCAGCCUGGGCGGUCGCUAGGAUGACGAGGGAGUAACUGGUAUGAGGGCUGUGACGUCAUACAAGACGGUGGCCAGCUGUUCUGUCUUGCGUCCAGUGAAAUGAUUGCCAAAUGGCAACCCAGUAUUUAUUUAUUUUACUUAUUAUAAUUACCGGUAUAUUUAUUUACUGUAUUCUUCACAUAUACUGGUACAGUAUAAAUGCAACACAGUUCAUCCGGCAGUCAUGAAAGUGACUCGAGAAGUGUGUGGCUGCUGCCUGUAUGCCCUGACGUCACACGGGGGGAGGGAGAGUGCGGCUGGCCACUUAGCAUAAAACAUACUUAUGCUGCAACAUAAAAUAUUACAGCAUUCAGCUGGCUGGAACUCGCGAAACUCAUGAUAUUUUACGCCAAAUAUAAGACUUGGUUACAUUAGGUAGUGCUUGCGAAAUUAAAAAAAGCGAAAUGAAAUCGCGCGAAAUAUGAGAUCUUACUGUAUAAAAAAUGGGGGAUCAACCCGGAUGAUUGUGAGUUUAAUAUACAGUGAUCCUUCGGUUAACGAACUACCUUCCAUAAGAAUCUUCAAUUCGGUUAACGAAAUUCUUACGAAAUCAUGUCAA